AUGGCAACUUCUUCGAUGUCCUUAUCCGGCACUACCGCUAGCAUUGCUGCAACUUCUUCGUCCAGGUCCGGUUUUUCCAGCAAGAAGUAUCCUGGGAAAGAUGCUCUUCUUCUUCAUGGUGGUUGUAAUGCAUGGGAUGGGGCUUCGAAGAGAUCAUUCCCCAUGGGAAGCAUCUGCUAUGCUGCUAAAAAGGGCAUUGGAGCAGCUGAAGUUGAAGCAUCAUUGGGAGAAAGGAGGAGAUCAAAGCCUAAGUCUUCUCAGAAGAAUGUUGUGUCUGUGGGAAUAUUCAAGUUCCCGAGCUCGCUCGUUCCCCAGUCCCUCCGAUCCCUAUUGAUCAAUCCUGAUGUCGAGGUGGAAGAACACAAAGAAGAGGAAGAUAUUGAUGCUGACAUUGAGGAUGCGGUAUAUAAAGCAAAUUGGGUUGAGAGGAUAUUGGAACUUCAAGCUCAGUGGAAGGAACAAAAACAGCUACAGAAGAACAACGAGGGUAGUUUUGGUGAUGAUGGGAAUGGAGUUGAGGAAGAGGAAGAUGGUUGUUGCGAAGUGGACUAUGAGGAUGAAGAAAUUGGUGGCUUUGAUUUUGAAGGAAAUAAUGAGGAGAUGGAUGGUGAGAGAUUCCCCAGGCUCUUAAGUCGUGUUUCAUGGUCAGACACCUGGCUUUUUGCGAAGCUGGCUUUCUUGAGCAACAUGGCUUAUGCCAUCCCAGAACUUAAGACCAAGGACCUCAGGAGAUAUUAUGGUUUGGAGCUUGUGACUUCUUCCCUAGACAGAAAAGCAGAAGCCGCAGCUAUCAAAAACAAACUGGAUCAAGAUUCCACCAGUUUGCCUACGGAGACAGCAGUUAAAUCAACUGCAGAACAAGAAAUGGAUCAGUCGGAGCAAAAAAAGCAUAAUCUACCUCGAUUAUCUGCCGCUUAUGAGAUAGCUGCUUCCGCUUCAUCUUAUGUCCAGUGUAAGGCCAAAGGCCUUUUGGCCUUUGCCUCUGAACCUAUAGAUGAUGAUGAUGAUGAUGCAUCCUCAGAAGCAAUAAUAGAAGGGCAAGGACAACGCCGAGUCGAAGCCAAAGAAGAAGGAACCCCUCCCCUUAAGUACAACUCAAGGAUGGCAGCCCGUGUAGCAGCAUCAACCAUGACAACAGUGGUUGCAGCAAAUGAGAUGCGAAAACAGGAAGCAGCAAGGGACCUUCAAUCACUUAAGAGUUCACCUUGUGAAUGGUUUAUUUGUGAUGAUCCAACCGUAUACACACGCUGCUUUAUCAUCCAGGGGUCAGACUCAUUGGCAUCAUGGCAGACCAAUCUCUUUUUUGAACCAACUAAAUUUGAGGUACACAUCAUUGGAAAAAACCAUAGGACACGGACUGGAAAAAAGGAAACCGAUGUGUUAGUUCAUAGGGGGAUAUAUGAAGCUGCAAAGGGAAUAUACGAACAAUUCAUCCCUGAAAUCUAUCUUCAUCUCGAAAGAUAUGGAAACCGAGCCAAGUUCCAAUUUGCAGGUCAUUCUCUUGGGGGCAGUCUGUCUUUGCUAAUCCAUUUGAUGCUAAUAGCAAGAGGGUUUUUAAAGCCCUCCACUCUUCUGCCAGUUGUCACUUUUGGAUCACCUUUCGUGUUUUGUGGUGGCCAAAGGGUUCUUCAAGAACUAGGUUUGAAUGAAGACCAUGUUCACUGUGUGAUGAUGCACCGAGAUAUCGUCCCCAGAGCAUUCUCCUGCAAUUAUCCAAACCGUGUAGCUCAACUCCUGAAACGCUUGAAUGGCACCUUUCAGUUGCAUCCUUGCCUGAAUAAGAAUCAUAUGUUGUACACACCAAUGGGUAAAAUCUUCAUCCUCCAGCCUGAUGAGAAAUUGUCUCCAGGUCAUCCAUUCCUUCCUCCAGGAAGCGGUAUAUACAGCCUAGAAAAUACCCAUUGCCGUCCCACCAUAGCAAGCGCUAUCAGGGCAUUCCUCAACAACCCACAUCCACUGGACACCCUUAGUGAUCUUACAGCUUAUGGUUCUGAGGGCACAAUUCUCAGGGACCAUGAUUCCAACAAUUAUUUGAAGGCAAUGAAUGAGGUGGUCAGGGAGCAUAAAAAGCACGUGUUCAACAAAGCAAGAGAAGAGAAUCUACCGUGGCCUCUGUUAACUUCUCAGUCUCCUCAUGCAUGGAGCCAUGACAGGACUUUGAAGGAAAUAAUGAGUUCCUAA
Oldenlandia corymbosa var. corymbosa is the source of this 2181-nucleotide messenger RNA. NCBI's taxonomy places the organism in Eukaryota, Viridiplantae, Streptophyta, Magnoliopsida, Gentianales, Rubiaceae. The record is from the annotation of a GenBank genome assembly.